This is a messenger RNA of Haliaeetus leucocephalus (bald eagle), 2257 nucleotides long. RefSeq names its product dishevelled segment polarity protein 1 (gene DVL1). The record is from RefSeq and is a predicted model, not a curated record. Bases 380 to 1969 code for a protein of 529 amino acids. NCBI's taxonomy places the organism in Eukaryota, Metazoa, Chordata, Aves, Accipitriformes, Accipitridae. Gene Ontology annotation, cellular component: cytosol. Gene Ontology annotation, molecular function: frizzled binding. The transcript is spliced from 14 exons. Gene Ontology annotation, biological process: canonical Wnt signaling pathway; intracellular signal transduction.
GGUGGUAAAGGAGGAGAUCUCAGACGACAACGCAAAGCUACCUUGCUUCAAUGGAAGAGUGGUCUCCUGGCUGGUCCUGGCUGAAAGCUCCCACUCUGACACAGGCUCCCAGUGCACCGAGAGCCACACAGAUCUCCCACCACCCAUUGAGAGAACAGGCGGCAUUGGAGAUUCCCGGCCUCCAUCAUUCCACCCAAAUGCUGCCAGCAGCCGGGACGGCCUGGACAAUGAAACAGGAACAGAGUCAGUUAUUAGCCACCGGCGAGACAGACAUCGACGGAGAAAUAGAGAAGGGCAUGAGGAUGUCCCUCGGAUCAAUGGCCAUCCAAAACUGGACAGACACCGUGAGCAUCCUCCUGGUUAUGACAGCUCUUCUACCAUGAUGAGUAGUGAGCUGGAAUCCAGCAGCUUCAUUGACUCUGAUGAUGAUGACAACACAAGCAGGUUGAGUAGCUCCACUGAGCAAAGUACUUCAUCCCGACUCAUACGGAAGCAUAAACGCAGGAGGAGGAAACAAAGGAUGCGACAGAUUGACAGGUCGUCUUCGUUCAGCAGCAUCACCGAUUCUACCAUGUCCCUAAAUAUCAUCACUGUCACACUCAACAUGGAAAAGUAUAACUUCCUGGGAAUCAGCAUUGUAGGACAGAGCAAUGACCGGGGUGAUGGUGGCAUAUACAUUGGCUCUAUUAUGAAAGGAGGGGCUGUGGCAGCAGAUGGCCGAAUUGAACCAGGAGACAUGCUUCUGCAGGUGAAUGAUGUCAAUUUUGAGAACAUGAGCAAUGAUGACGCAGUACGGGUUUUACGGGAAAUAGUCUCCAAACCGGGACCUAUCAGCCUAACAGUAGCCAAAUGCUGGGACCCUACUCCCAGGAGUUAUUUCACCAUCCCCAGGGCUGAACCAGUGAGGCCAAUUGACCCUGCAGCGUGGAUCUCUCAUACCACAGCCAUGACGGGAGCGUACCCCCGUUACGGUAUGAGCCCCUCCAUGAGCAUCACCACAUCUACCAGCUCCUCACUAACAAGCUCAAUUCCCGAUUCGGAAAAAUUAGAAGAAUCUCCCUUAACUGUGAAGAGUGACAUGGCUACUAUUGUCAAGGUUAUGCAGCUACCAGACUCAGGCCUUGAAAUUCGGGACAGGAUGUGGUUAAAAAUUACCAUCUCCAAUGCAGUGAUAGGAGCAGAUGUGGUUGACUGGCUUUACACACAUGUGGAAGGCUUCAAAGACCGACGGGAGGCUAGAAAAUACGCCAGCAGCAUGUUAAAACAUGGCUACCUCAGGCACACUGUGAACAAAAUCACCUUCUCAGAACAGUGCUAUUAUGUCUUUGGAGACCUCUGUGGCAAUAUGGCUGCACUGAACCUUAACAAUGGUUCUAGCGGAGCCUCGGAUCAGGAUACCCUUGCUCCGCUUCCACAUCCUGCUGCUCCCUGGCCAUUAGGCCAAGGAUACCCAUAUCAGUAUCCUCUGCCCCCUCCAUGUUUUCCACCAGCAUACCAAGACCCAGGCUUUAGCUAUGGUAGUGGCAGUGCAGGGAGCCAGCAAAGUGAAGGAAGCAAAAGCAGCGGCUCGAACCGAAGCAACAGCGAGAACAGCAGGAGAGCUCUUGGCAGAGAGAAGGACCGCAAGUCGGCUGGCAGCGGCAGCGAGUCUGACCACACCGCCCGCAGCGGCGGCGGCGCCAGCGUCGUGCGUCGGGAGAGGCCCGUCAGCCAGCUCAGCCACCGAAGCCACGUCUCUGCCACCCACAGCGAGAGAAGCCACCACAGCCAGCAUUCUUACGGGCCUCCAGGAGUCCCACCCCUCUACAAUCUCCCCAAGCUGGGCUCCAAAGUCUACGGGACGAGCGGACCCCCCGGAGGACCCCCCGUGAGGGAACUGAGCUCUGUUCCUCCGGAGCUGACGGGGAGCCGGCAGUCCUUCCAGAAGGCUAUGGGCAACCCUUGUGAAUUCUUUGUCGACAUCAUGUGAGAGGAAGUGCCUUCAGACUCUGCUUGGGGAACGGCCGGGGAGGGGAUUGUUCUGGGGGUGGGCGAGCAGUUUUGGUCAUUGUCGAACACUUCACGGAAGAAACUCGGCUGUCUUGCAUGUCACACCUUCCUGGUUUGCAAUUGCGUUGCAGAAAAAUCAACAAAACGAAACAAAAAAUACAAAAAAAACCCCCCACAAAACCGAAUGACAACAACAACAAAAAUCUCCUGGGGUUGUUAAAUAUCAGCAAAUCGAUGGCAUCUUUUCUUUAUCCUUUCUUUUUUUUUU